GGCCGGGCUGAGCCCGCAGCGCCGCGCAGGCGGCCCCGGGUGGAGCCCGCCGCACCUCCCGGACUCGGUGCCGCCAGUCCCCGCCGCUGCCAAGGAGCCGAGAGCAGCGCGGGGAUCCGCGCCUGCCGUCCUGGGGAACUGCUGCGGCAAUAUCGCAAUUUAAAAAAAGGGAAGAAGAAAAAAAAAAAAAAGGAAAAAAAAAUUAAAAAAAAAAUAAAAAAUGAAGACGCUUAAAUGCCUCCUGUCAAAAGUAAAGAGCGAAUCUCAGUUGCAAUGGCUCUGCUAAAACUUGAUCAUGCGGGAUUUCAAGCGAUAAAGAGCUGCUGGGCUGCUAUUUACUGCGGUGGGAACAAGUUGCAGGAUGAAAUCCAGGCGUUAAGGGACCUAUUUUCCACUUCACUGUUUGCAAAGGAAUCUACUGAAAUGACUUUGAGGAUCUUUAAACUGGAACUAUGUGGAGGGAGAAUGCACCCCCCCUUGCCUGUCUCCCUGUCCACUUAGCUGCCCUCCCGGGACGCGAUGUCGCUCGCAGGCUGCGGCGGGGAUCACGCGUGCGGCCGGCGGCGCGGAGGCCGCCCCUGAGCCCGGGCAGCGAGGGGCGCGACAUGCCCGCGGUCGCGACAUGUCCUGCAGCGACACCGACAGCAGCACCGGCACCUCCGGCAGCCGCCGCCGCUCCGUCUCCUGAGGCGCUGGGGGAUAAAGCUGGCAAAGAUGAGGAAAAUUGGCUGUGCUCUCCUGGUACUCCAAGCUCUUCUGGCACCUUUGGAUUUUGUUCGUGGAGCAGAGAAAAAUUAUCCCGUCCUGAACAUUGCAGUGAUUCUGGGAAGGACCAAGUAUAUAACAGAGAGAGAUAUCAGAGCUCUCUGGACCAGGGAAAUGUCAGCAGACCUGACUGUUGAUAUCAAUGUAGUGACCCUUCUUGUGAACCAGACUGACCCUAAGAGCAUCAUAACACAUGUUUGUGACUUGAUGUCAGGCACCAAGAUCCAUGGAGUGGUUUUUGGAGAUGACACUGAUCAGGAGGCAGUAGCUCAGAUUUUGGAUUUUAUUUCAUCUCAGACUUCUAUUCCAAUUCUUGGAAUUCAUGGCGGGGCCUCCAUGAUAAUGGCAGAUAAGGAUGUCAUGUCCACGUUCUUCCAGUUUGGGGCUUCCAUCCAGCAAGAAGCCAUUAUCAUGCUGAAGAUCAUGCAGGAUUAUGACUGGCACGUGUUCUCUCUGGUGACCACCACUUUCCCUGGAUAUCGAGAUUUCAUCAAUGUCAUUAAGACCACUGUGGAGAACAGUUUUGUGGGCUGGGACAUGCAGAACAUCAUCAUACUCGAUACUGCCUUUGGAGAUGCCAAGACCCAAAUUCAGCUGAAGAAGAUCCAUUCAUCAGUCAUCCUGCUGUAUUGUUCCAAGGAUGAAGCUGUCUACAUCCUGGACGAGGCUCGGUCCCUGGGCCUCACUGGCUACGAUUUCUUUUGGAUAGUUCCCAGCCUGGUUAGCGGUAACACAGAAAUCACUCCCAAGGAGUUUCCUUCAGGACUCAUUUCAGCAGCUUAUGAUGAGUGGGACUACAGUUUAGAAGCUCGGGUUCGGGAUGGCCUUGGGGUUAUUGCCACUGCUGCAUCAGCCAUGCUGGAAAAGUAUUCCUUCAUUCCCGAGGCCAGGACGAGCUGCUAUGGACAACUGGAGAAAAACGACCGGCCUUCUCAAACCUUGCACAAGUUCAUGAUGAAUGUGACGUGGGAAGGCAGAGAUUUGUCCUUCACAGCGGAUGGGUACCAGGCACACCCCAGGCUGGUGGUGAUAGUGCUGAACAACGAGCGGGAGUGGGAAAAGGUGGGGAAGUGGGAGAACAACUCCCUGAGCCUCAAGUACUCGGUGUGGCCGAGGUACAGCUCCUUCGCCGACAGCGACCCCGACGACAACCACCUGAGCAUUGUCACCCUGGAGGAGGCUCCCUUUGUCAUUGUUGAGGAUGUGGAUCCUCUCAUGGAAAGCUGCCAGAAGAACACCGUGCCGUGCCGGAAAUUUGUCAAACUUAACAACAAAACUAAUGAGGGAACUAACGUAAAGAAGUGCUGCAAAGGAUUCUGCAUCGAUAUCUUGAAGAAGUUGUCAAAAACUGUCAAGUUCACGUAUGACCUGUACUUGGUGACGAAUGGGAAGCAUGGCAAAAAAGUCAAUAACGUGUGGAAUGGAAUGAUUGGUGAAGUGGUGUACCACCGGGCAGUGAUGGCUGUGGGCUCUCUCACCAUCAACGAGGAGCGCUCCGAAGUCGUUGACUUUUCGGUGCCAUUCGUGGAGACUGGGAUCAGUGUCAUGGUGUCACGGAGCAACGGCACAGUUUCACCCUCUGCUUUCCUAGAGCCUUUUAGUGCUUCUGUCUGGGUGAUGAUGUUUGUGAUGCUUCUCAUCGUGUCUGCCAUGGCUGUCUUUAUAUUUGAGUACUUUAGUCCUGUAGGAUACAACAGGAACUUAGCACAAGGCAGAGAUCCCCAUGGACCAUCCUUUACCAUUGGAAAGGCAGUGUGGUUACUGUGGGGCUUGGUCUUCAACAACUCUGUCCCCGUGCAAAACCCCAAGGGGACGACGAGUAAAAUCAUGGUGUCAGUCUGGGCUUUCUUUGCUGUCAUUUUCCUGGCCAGUUACACUGCCAACUUAGCUGCCUUUAUGAUUCAAGAGGAAUUUGUUGACCAAGUGACUGGGCUGAGUGAUAAAAAGUUUCAAAGGCCACAUGAUUAUUCACCUCCUUUUCGGUUUGGGACGGUCCCAAAUGGAAGCACUGAGAGGAAUAUCCGAAACAACUACCCUGAUAUGCACCUUUACAUGACCAAGUUUAACCAGAAAGGAGUCGAAGAUGCCUUGGUCAGCUUGAAAACUGGGAAGUUGGAUGCUUUCAUCUAUGAUGCAGCAGUGCUGAAUUACAAAGCUGGAAGAGAUGAAGGCUGCAAACUUGUCACAAUAGGCAGUGGGUACAUCUUUGCCACUACUGGCUAUGGGAUUGCUCUCCAGAAAGGAUCACCUUGGAAGAGACAAAUUGAUCUCGCCCUCCUUCAGUUUGUGGGAGACGGGGAAAUGGAAGAGUUAGAAACCCUGUGGCUGACUGGUAUUUGUCACAACGAGAAGAAUGAAGUCAUGAGCAGCCAGCUGGACAUCGACAACAUGGCAGGAGUGUUUUAUAUGCUUGCAGCAGCCAUGGCACUCAGCUUAAUAACCUUUGUCUGGGAGCACUUAUUUUACUGGAAACUUAGAUUCUGCUUCACUGGAGUCUGCUCAGAUAGACCAGGAUUGCUGUUCUCAAUCAGCAGGGGUAUUUACAGUUGCAUUCAUGGAGUACACAUUGAAGAGAAAAAGAAGUCUCCUGACUUUUCUUUGACCAAUUCACAAACCAACAUGUUAAAACUGCUGCGAACAGCCAAAAACAUGACCAAUAUCAAUCCUUCAAGAAUUGACUCACCCAAAAGAACAACUGACUUUAUUCAGAGGGGUUCUUUGAUUAUGGACAUGGUCAUGGAUAAGGGAAAUUUGAUAUUUUCUGAUAACAGAUCCUUUCAGACAAAGGACAACUUUUUUGGUGACAACAUAAGCGAACUGCAGACACUUCCUGGCAAUCGUCAUAAGGACAAUCUGAACAACUAUGUUUUCCAAGGGCAGCAUCCUCUUACACUGAAUGAGUCCAAUCCAAAUACAGUAGAGGUUGCAGUAACAACAGAAGCAAAAGUGAACUCCAGACCUAGGCAGCUUUGGAGGAAAUCCGUUGAAUCUUUACGCCAAGAUUCUGUACGUCAGGGCCAAGGUUCCCAGAGAGAAAAUGGGUCAGAGGAAAACAGGCAGCUUUCACUGAAAAGCCAAAGAUACCUUCCUGAAGAGAUUGUCCAUUCAGAUGUAUCAGAGACAUCAAGCAGAGCUACUUGCCACAUGGAAGCUGAAAACAACAACAAGCACCACAAAACCAAGGACAAUUUUAAAAAAAGGACAGUAGCAUCAAAAUUCCCAAAAGACUGUAGUGAAGUGGAACUGACAUAUCUGAAAACCAAACAGGGCUCUCCACGGGAUAAAAUCUACACAAUUGAUGGUGACAAGGAGCCAGGAUUCCGCUUGGACACACCUCAGUACAUUGAAAACAUUGUCCUCCCAGAACCUGUAGAGCUUCCCGAUGUUUACCAAGAUCACAACGACAACUACAGGAAAGCCGAACACUCUAACAGGACUCCGUCACAUAAUGAAGACAGUCUUCCAAAUAAUGACCAGUAUAAACUUUAUGGAAAGCACUACACUCUGAAAGAAAAAAAUACUUCCCUAGGUGACAUGAACGAUAGGUACAGACAGAAUUCCACCCACUGCAGGAGCUGUCUCUCCAACAUGCCCACUUACGCGGGGCACUACUCGACCAGAUCUCCCUAUAAAUGCGAUGCGUGCCUGCGGAUGGGGAACCUCUAUGAUAUUGAGGAAGAUCAGAUGCUGCAGGAUACAACGAACUUAUCACUUCCUGAAGAAAUAUAUGAGCGUACUUGGUCACAAAGUAGCGCUCUGCAAUAUCAUAAAAAGAAUAAACUGAGGAUUAGCAGGCAACACUCUUUUGAUAAUAUCGCUGAUAAGUCCAGGGAAAUUGAUAUUGGAAGACCUUCUCGUAGUAUAAGCUUGAAAGAAAGAGAGAAAUUUCUUCAAAGUAGUCCAUAUGCAAGCAUGUUUAGUGUUCCCUCAAGCAAACUGUUGAGCAACAAGGCCUCACUUGUAACUCAUGCUCUGGAGGACAGUAAGCGGAGCAAGUCCCUGUAUGCUGUUCACUCGGAUGAUAACCCCUUCCUGCACUCCUAUCGUGAUGACCAGCAUUUAUCUCUUAGGCGAAGUCCAGCUGAUCUUUAUAAACAUUCAUUGCCAACAAGAGGAAGAAAUGAUAAUUAUUUCAGGUCAUCCAUACAGUCUACAGCAUCAUACUCUUCCAGGGAUGGUCGGAUCCAUAAUGACAUCUGCUGCUAUACUUGAAGAGGAGAAAAGAAUCUUCCUGCAUAAGUGGCCAUCCUUUCUGUACCUUUCUGGAUGGUGCUGGUGACUUGUUACAUUUUCCUGAUUACAGCUCUAGCAGUUUGUUGGUCAUUCCUAUCACCAAGAUUUCCUGUGACUCCAGCUGGAACUGAAUCAGGCUGUAAAUGAUAUGGGUCCUUCUUGGUAGCAUGUCCUGUAGUGUUACACUGCUCCUGGACGACACCUUUUAUGGAGGCAGGAUAUUGAAUUGCUGAGGAAUGCAGUAGGUACAUGGAGGUAAAAACAGCUACAUAGACAUACCUGCCUCUUGCUUUUUUUUAUCUUUUAAAGAUAUUGUAGAAUUUCUUCAUGGUUUUGUCUUUCCCUUUUCACUGCAGCAAAUUUUCCUUUUUUUCUCUCAAAUAGAUUUUGUGUUCUGCUUGUUUCUUAGAACAGUGUAGCCACCCACUAAUUUAAAAGCAUGGAGAUAAGAUAUUUUAAUAUAUAAGAUAAAAUUAAGGCAAAUUAAGAGUUUGCAUUUCUGGAAAAUUUAAUUUAAUGUUUUUGCAGCUUUUUCUCAGAAUUCAUUACUCUGCUAUCUAAGAAGCUUGGUUAGGAGAAAGAGUGCUGUGGACAGACAGAAAUGAAAUCACCGCCAGCUCACCGUGUUUUGGCAGCAUCUCAUAAAUACAUGUCUCUUUAUGGUCUUUCAGGAACACUUAAGAGGUGAAAUAAGGCUCAGAAGGGGAAUCAGGUGUGGUUUGUUUUUCCUGAUGAAAGCAAAUAUUUUUACACAGUUUUAAAGGAAGCAAAGGCUAGAGCUGUGUGAUUAGCUUUGGGUUUCUGUGCUGGAAGGCUGAGCUCAGUUACCAGAUGGGAGAGAGAGAAAGCAAGAGAAAGCGAAUUCCCUCUGGAUGGAAGUAGAGGACUGAAGGGGGAUGUGUCCAGAAAGAUAUUACCUAUCUCUGUUGACCUUUUAGAAAGUGUAGGCUUCUAACUCAGAUAUCUCAGGUGGGCUUAGAAAAGCAUGGUCUGUUUAUCCUUAGCCUCAAAAAUCUGUCAGGUAAAUCUGUGAGUACCAGGUUCAGCCUUGGAGGUGUUAUAGGUCCCUGUGCUUAUGCAAAUAGGGUUUUUGUGGGGUUUGCAGUACCCCCUGCAUAGCUGGGAUAAUCAUUUGCUUUAAACCAUGUCACUACCCAGCAUGGGAGAAAAGUAUCAGGAUCUAUUCCUCAUGGAAUAACUUGCAAUUUGCAUAUUUCUGCAGUGUAACAUAUGCACCUUAGUGAUGAGGAUGAUUUUGGUACUGUUCCAUCCCAUGCUGAGUUUGUCAAUGUUAAACAGAAAUUGUGUCACAAAUCUAAGGGUCUGAGAAUCUGCCUGGAUUUAGGAAGAAUUCAAGAGGUGAACUUUUUUGUCAUUUUACAUUGCAUUUAAGAUGUAUAAAACCUAGUGAAAACAAAACUUUUGUAAAAAAAUUCUCUCCUACUUAAUAUAAAAGAGUAACUAUCCUGUGGCUUGGCUAGAUUGUGUCAAGUGUUAAUCAUCACAUGGUGUGCUUCUUUCAAGAUGAGUGUCACACAUUGCCUUGCUAAACUUUCCCAGUCCUGAUCCUAUCUUAGCUCAAAAAUCCUGUUAAAGCAGUCCUUUUUGUAGGACAGUCUGGUUUGCAACAUAAAAAAGUGUUUUCCAGGGAUAGACUUAAAUUAUUUUUGUACCAAUGAUUUUUCUUUUUAAUUGUUAAUCUAAACUUCCUUUCUAUUGAGAGCUGAGCCUUCCAAACUUAGUAGUGCUGAAGGAACUUCUGAAAGAACAUAAAGGCCUUUCAAAAUGUGACUUACAAUACAAGCCAUUUCCUCGCCCAAACUCACCUGUACUGUCUUAUUUAAAUGUAUUAGCAACGUGUCAGCAUUUGAGGGAGCUCAGUUUAAUCACAGCUGUGUAUUUCUUUGUGAUGUGGAUAUAAGCACAGCCAGCAGCACGGUGUGAAGGGCUCGAUGUGCUCGGUGUGAUGGAGUCACCUGUGAAGCUGUGGUUAAAUGGGAGUAGCCUCAUGACCGUCCUGUCUCUUGCAUGUUUCUGAUCAUGCAGAGUCUCUGUCUGAUGUGCCCAUGCUGUACCUGGUGUAAAACUCCUGUGGAGUUCCUCAGCUGUCCGUGUGGAGCUGCUGCCAUGCUCUCCCCGUUCCCGUGUCACAGCGCUGGCUGGCAGAGGGGAGGUGGCUGCUUGUGCUCUCCGGUGUCUUUGCCCGACUCACGGGGAGCUGCAAAUCUGCCCUGCUUCUCCCUGCUCUGCUGGGGAGGGUUCCUGCACUCUCUGUAAAUAAGCUCUUCAUUUAUUUCCCUCACUCAAGCUUUAACUUCUUUUUCCCCCCUGCUUCUCUCGAUGUGUGUACAGAGUAUUCGCUCUAAAAUAACGUGCUCUUCCAAAGUCCUGCAGCUUUGGAAGCCAGGAAAACAGGUGUGCAUCACCCUGCCAUGCAGUGACAGUGCACUCGGUUCUCCUCCUGGGAUCAUGAGCUUUUUUGUUCCAUACUGCAGAAUGUAUCUGCCAUGGUUGAAGCUGUUUUUUGUUUGGUUUUUUUUUAAUUUCUGCCAUUCUAACAGCUGUAAGAAUCCACUGCUGAUUUUGUGAUGAUUUUGUCAUAUCUAUAAUUUAAGAACCAGAAAUAAUAUAAGUAAAAAUAAGUUACCUCACUAUUUACCAGGUUUUUGUUGUUUUACGCUUAAAUGACAAUUCUUACUCCUUUUGCUUAAUUCUUUACCUGUAUUGAAAACAAGGCUAAAUUAGUAGAGAAUAUAGCCAUGCUGUAACAUUGUCAUGCAAUACCUUUAUUAAUAGAUAACCACACUAAAUAUAGUAUUACAUAUUUAAAAGAGAGAUGGUUUCGACUCUCCAACUCUUAAAAAGUAGUGGUGAUAAGCACUUAUACUCCUAGAUGUUUUGUCCUUUCCCUUUUGUAUUAGUAUUUGUUUUCACUAAUAUAUUUCAAAACUUAUAUUUCUGUGCACGUUAGAAAACUGUGAAAAUAAAUACCAAUAAAUAUUGUGAUACUUAUUCAGUGCACUGUAAAGUUCCAAGUGAGAUGAUACUUUGCUUGGGAAUUGAUGAAAGUUUCCUCACUUCUCAGAAAUGGUACUAAGCUUUAAUGUGGGAAAAUGGUAAUAUUUACAGUGACAUGAAAUUUUAAUGGAGAAUGUCUUGUUUUGCACUUCUGGUACUAUUAGAAGAAAUGAUAUGUUUUUCUCAGCACAUGCAUUAUGAGAUUACAUUUUAAAAUUUGUUUUGUGCAUUGCCGUACAUAAGAAUAACCACUUUGAAGAGAUUUGUGUUAUUCCAUUACUUACAGCAUUCUUUUGUCUGAUAAUUUUUUUUCCUGAGCCCGUUUAACAAUGGUGUUUAAUGGCAAAAACCUUUUUUGGGAAUGUAUUUUGGCUUCUGUCUCACAUUGCAAGCCCUGACCUUGGACUCGUAGAGAUGCGGCCGGAGGCCCUGACGAGGCUGCUCUGCUUUUCCGCGCUCCUGGGGACGGGGACCUUCCUUGUUCCCAGCUGGGACGAGACCAGAGGAGUCCAGAGCACUUUUGGAGGAUGUGCUGUGCAACAAUAGAAGUGUAAAUGAUCUUCAAAAGUGAAAAUAAAAAGGAAUUGGAGGUUCACAGUUAGCCACACUGGCAGGGUGGGGAUGGUCUGUAACAGGGGUCUGCAGUUUCUGGAGGAGAUGAUAAUUUUUAACUAAAGUAAUUUGAAUUCUACUUAAGUUUCUGAAAGUAACUGAAAAGCGGGAGUUUUCUUUUUCUUUUAAAGCCAAAGUCUUUCCAUUUUCGAACGAGGUUUCACAGGAAAAUGGGCCAAAGAAUACAAUUAAAUAUGCAAAUGGUUAAUCCUAUGGAAAAGGGUAUCCUGUUAUCUUGAUAUGCACAAGCAUAUUGAUGGUAAUAGGAACAAUGUGUGUAAUUUUCCUGUAUAUUGCUAUGUAGGUUGCACUAUUUUGAAUGACAUAAGCCUGAUAUUUUAAUUACCAAAUACCAUAAGAUGCUGUUUAUUAAUAGUUUAAACUUAUUAACCUAAAUAUAUAUACAGUAUACACAGGCGUGCGUGCAUACACCUUCCAACCCUGUCAUGCGUGAGUAAUCUCCCAACGCUGUGGGACACAUUUCAGCAGUGCUUUAUUUUAAGUGGUUUUCUCCUUUCCAAACCUCCCACAUCUAGAAAUCCUCUAGCAGCAUUUAUUGUAGUGUUUGGUAUUGGUUACAGAAGGGGCCAGAGGACUCCUCUGUGCUAGGACAUGUGGAAAUGUGCAGAGAGUUCCUGCCCAAAAGAGCUGGAAUCGAUGCUGGCUGUAAUAACCAAGCUGCAGGAAAAGGAUGGCUUUUCAUGCUGGUUUAAAAAUCUUGGCCAGAGAGGCUCUACCGGCCUGGAGACUGACCUUAAACUCGGUGUCAGCUCAUGUGAUCCACAUCUGCUCCUUAAACACACGGCUUAAGGCAGCUGGGGAAGGAUCCUCCAGAACAAGAUUCCCAUGGAAGAGCAGCAGUGUGUGCACCACUUGUGUUCUCCCGUGCAGACUGGGCAGGGUCAGGAUGGCAUUUGCAUGCCAGGCAGGAUUUAGUAGUGGUGGGUAAAUCACUUCUCUCCAUGCACAGGCUUUUGUGCUUGCUAGUACUGGUAAUGUGGAGAUUUCCACCAAGGAAUGUGUGUGAUGUUUGGCUUCUUUUCUAAAUUUACAAUUCUCUAACUAAAACUUAAAAAAAAUACCUUGGAAUCAUUUCUUGGAAAUAUUCUUGAACUGUUUUUGAAGGAGAAAAUUGUAUAAUUAUAAUUUUUUCCACCUUAACCAAGAAACAAUACCUUCUUUAGGGUCAAAUUUUGUCUACUGCUCAUUACAAGUGUGUUUUGGAGCAGAACUUGGUUUCAAGAAAAUUUUUGCUUAGCUUAUUCUUACCUGGUCUAGGUUUGGAUUCCAAAUGUGGAAAAAACACCUUUUGACUUAAAUAGGGGUGUGUGAGGGAGUGAUGGGAGAGCAGAUCCUUAGUGCAGUUCAGGCUCAGAUUUUAAAGAUCCCAUGAUUUAAAACCUCAUGUUGCAAACAUUUGGAAAUUACAUCAUAUAAAAUUGCAUGCAGCUAGGAAAGAAACCAGUGCAAUUGCAGUGAGAGCUGUUCAUGCUUGCUAUCAGGUGUAAUAUUUUGGAAUAGUCCUGCUGAUCUCAGAAUGUCCAUGGUGCACCCAUGAAGAACAGGCUGAUCCCUCUGUUUUCACACCUCACACCCACAUGCACAGUGGAUCUCGUGCUUUCCCUGCUGAAACCAGGAGGCACAAACAGAAUUCAUUAAUGUGGUAGGCAAACUCCUACCUGAUUCUUAACUCAUCGCUACAUUUUUAUGCAAAAUUUCCAUCCAUCCAUGUCAGGGUCUCGCAAACACUUCACCUGUGAGUUAAUAAUGAUUUUAGUUCCUCAGAUUUACAUUCACACUAAAUCUGAAGGGCAUUUUGUGCUUCCUUUUAUCCUGUUUAAGGAUAUUUUUGGGCUUAGAUGAAACAGUAAUAUUUCUGUGCUGCUAAACAAAACCCACCAGAAAUAUGUUAAAGUCUCGAAUUAUACUUUGAAAAACAUUUUUUACCUGUUUACUUGAAUAAUUUCAAUUUAAUGUGUUGUCUUGGUCAGUUUUUGUACAUAUACAUGUGUAUAUAUAUAUAAGUUAUAUAUAAAUAUGUAUAUGUAUAAAGUUUUUGGGAAGAAUGAGGGGCAAGACAGAAUGUAGUGUUGUGACAAAGGUUCUACAACCAUUUAUUAACAGUUCCAAGUAUUGUUGUUUUGAGUUUGAUUAGAAGUUAUUUGCAGUGGAACAAUGAAAAAUGAAAUGUAACCGAGAAAAAGAGAAUUCAGAAUAUUAACUUAGGAUUUUUUUCACAAAGAAUAUGAGUUACUAGUACAGUUGGAAAAAUAUUAUUGCUUUGAUGGGGGAAAAGAACUCCAUGUGUAAUAGUUUAUAUCAAUUACAUGGAGCACUAACCUACAUUGCACUAGGAUAAAGUCGCAUGCCAAAAAUCAAAUUUUACCAGAAAUCUUGGAACCAUUCAGUUCCAUACACAGUAAAGUAAAAAACUCAUCACUUCUGUUAUUUACUAGUGCAGUUUGCUGUAACACUCUCAAAAGUGUCAUACUUCAAACCAAAGGGUAAGUCACAAACUUCCAAUUACUAGCAAAGAAUAGUAGAGAUUUGAAGAGCUCUUAACACCUGAGGAAGUAAAUCAGGAUGUUAGAGUCAAAAUAAAAGAAUAUUGGUGAGGUGGAAUCAACCAUAAAAUAAUUAUUUUUUUAGAGAAUCCAGAACUUUUUUAUAAAAUUCACAGUCUAAUGGAUUCUUCGAAAGAAAGGGUCUGGGGGAAAAGAGAAGAUUUAAAAUCUAGUUUUGACAUUCCAGUUACUGCCUGUUUUAUUAGCAAGGUUCAGCAAAGUGGAAUGAAUCUGAACACAAGCAGUUUGAGCUGCUGUGUGGCACAGACAUGUGAACACCCAGCUCACCCUCUGUCCCUUCCUCUGAGAUGUGGGGCUGGCUGGAGCUGCCCCAGAGCACCCAGUGCACCCAGAGGAGCUGGGAUCACUCACCUCUCCUGUGUUCACAUCCUGUCUCACUGCACUUCACCCUCACCAUAUUCUAACCCAGUGCAUGACUGAGUGCUAAUACUGUAUAAAUAUUUUGAAACAUAUCUUAAAAAAAAAAAAGAAAAAAAAUGUUUGCUUCAAACUUUUUAUGAUAGAGAAAUAUAUAAUUAUUAUGGUUGUCUUACAAAUUGUAUUGUGUUCUUUUUUUUUUUUUGUUAAAUAUGUAGAAAAACAUUAAGGGAAUGGGGGACUUGAAUGUCUGUGUGUACUGAAAUGUAUAUAACUAUUUGGAAGAACACAUGUGCCAAGUAUAACAUGAUGUAAAAAUUGUAAAUAUAUGAAAAAUUCAUUUUUCUAAUAAAGAUAAUUUCUGCCAAUUAAUAUGAAAA
Molecule: messenger RNA, 11950 nt
Organism: Parus major (Great Tit)
Lineage: Eukaryota; Metazoa; Chordata; Aves; Passeriformes; Paridae
Gene: GRIN2A
Product: glutamate ionotropic receptor NMDA type subunit 2A
Exons: 15
Coding region: 715-4977 (1420 amino acids)
Biological process (GO): synaptic transmission, glutamatergic; monoatomic ion transport; long-term synaptic potentiation
Cellular component (GO): postsynaptic membrane; plasma membrane; postsynaptic density membrane
Molecular function (GO): transmitter-gated monoatomic ion channel activity involved in regulation of postsynaptic membrane potential; NMDA glutamate receptor activity
Source: RefSeq, a predicted model, not a curated record